Microthlaspi erraticum is the source of this 1341-nucleotide messenger RNA. Lineage: Eukaryota; Viridiplantae; Streptophyta; Magnoliopsida; Brassicales; Brassicaceae. The record is from the annotation of a GenBank genome assembly.
AUGCGUCUAAUUUUCGGAAUCGACGGUUGUUUCCUCAAGUCGGACAUGAAAGGACAGCUCUUAGCAGCAGUUGGUAGAGACGCAAACAACCAGAUAUACCCUUUCGCAUGGGCAGUAGUUCAAGUGGAGAACACUGAGAGUUGGUUGUGGUUCAUUCGUCUCCUAAAAACCGAUUUGGGCUUAGGAAACGGUGAUAGUUUCACUGUAAUCUCGGAUAGACAAAAGGGAUUACUCAAUGCUGUCAAUGAAGAAUUACCAGAGAUUGAACACAGAAUGUGUGUGAGACACAUUUACGGUAAUAUGAAGAGGGCACAUCCGAAGAAGCCUCAGAUGAAAUCCAAGUUCUGGGCCGUGGUUCAUAGUUUCAAUGAAAGCGAUUUUAAGAUAAAUCUGGCAGAAAUGAAGAAAUAUGAUGUUGGUGUCUACGAGGCUUUCAUGAGUAGGAAUCCAAGAAACUGUAGUCGUGCUUUCUUUAAGACAACUUCGACUUGUGAGGAUGCACUCAACAACUUCUCUGAGUCUUACAACAGUACGCUGGAGAAAGCAAGAGCAAUGCCAUUGAUUCAAUGUUUGGAAACGAUGAGAAGACAAGCAAUGGUGAGGAUAGCGGCUAGGAGAAAGAAAAUUCAGAACUAUAAGCCAAAACACAGUAAGAAGGUUGCUCUUAUGAUAGCAGAAGAAGAGAAAAUAGUGAAAACGCUGAGGUCAAUACAUGGACGGACUGGAAUGUAUGAGGUGAUUGAGAAAGGUCAAGGACAUGCUGUUGAUAUGAAAAAAAGGACAUGCGAAUGUAGGAGAUGGGAUUUGACAGGGAUCCCUUGCCGCCACGCUUUGCGUGUUGUGUUUGAUAACCCGGACAAAUACAACAGAGAAGACUUGAUAGAUGAUUGUUACUUGAGUGCAAAGUGGCUGGAGCACUACCUUGACUCUAUUGGUCCAGUAAAUGGAAUGAAGUAUUGGAAAGAAAGUGGAGAAACAAUCCUUGAGGCGCCACCAAGAGAGGCAGAAAAGGGUCGGAAAAAGAAUCCUGAGAAAAGGAUAAAGGGGGUUAAUGAGUCACCAACUAAAGGGAAGAAAGUGACAAACCAUGGCCGAGACAUGAGUUGUUAUCGUUGUGGUCUAGAUGCACAUAACUCAAAAAAAUGUCCAAACUCAGGUGUUCCACCUAAAGCUAGGCCACCAAAGAAGAUCAAAACAGGUGAUCUUGACUCUCAGUCUCAAGUACCAAAAAAGAGAGGAAGAAAGCCACGUGAAUCCAAAAAGAGUAAGACAACAAACGAAUUUGCUGAGUCUCAGGAAAUUGCAGGUCCAAGUCAAUCAUCUCAGUCAUUUGCCGAAUGA